Messenger RNA from Synchiropus splendidus (mandarinfish), 867 nucleotides. It is a transcript of the gene bcl2l16, whose product is annotated as BCL2 like 16. Gene Ontology annotation, cellular component: mitochondrial outer membrane. Gene Ontology annotation, biological process: extrinsic apoptotic signaling pathway in absence of ligand; regulation of apoptotic process; intrinsic apoptotic signaling pathway in response to DNA damage. The transcript has a single exon. NCBI's taxonomy places the organism in Eukaryota, Metazoa, Chordata, Actinopteri, Syngnathiformes, Callionymidae. Bases 13 to 537 code for a protein of 174 amino acids. Gene Ontology annotation, molecular function: protein homodimerization activity; protein heterodimerization activity. The record is from RefSeq and is a predicted model, not a curated record.
UGAGGCCCUCCGAUGCGUCUGUCUGAAGUGCCCGAGGCCAGACUUGGCCUGAACAGCCCGGAUCCGCUGGUGAGAGAAGCUUACCUGAUGGCUCAUGACUAUAUAGACUACGUAACAGCAGGAGGCGCUGACUGCUCCGAGGGCCCAGCGCCGAGUGUCUGCGCUGCAGCUUUGCGCCACGCAGGCGACGAGCUGCUGCACCGCUUCCCCAUCUUUUUCCGCCGCUGGCCUCGAGUGUUUCAGGACGUGACGGAAAAAUCAGCCUGCCCGACGCUGGUCGGCAUCCUGGACGAGCACUUCUUCCCGCCUGCGUCCCGGGGGCGCCAGAGAGACCUGGCCUGGAGUGCAGUGCUCUCUGUGUAUGUGCUGGCUGGACAGAUGGCCCUGCACUGUCAGGAGAGCAGCAUGGAGAAGGUCCUGCCGCAGCUCAAGCAGUGUGUGGGGGAGUAUGUGGAGAGGGUCAUCUGCCCCGACAUACGAGACAAAGGAGGCUGGGUGAGUCUUCCAACUAAAGCUCGGUCAAAAUUCACUUCAUGAUACGUUCUUUCUCCCGGAACCAAUUCCAUGUGCCCCAGUUGAUAACAAUGUCUGAUGAAGGAGACGAAAUGAGAUUGUCUGGAUGGACCAAAACUUCACUUUAGAAAGAGAUACCAGCAGAAAAACAAUAUUCAGAGCAGAGCGUUGACUCCACUUUGAUGAUUCAACUGAAAUGUGAUGAUUCUGGUGUCACAAGGGUCAGGAACAUCUCACAAGUUCUGAGUAGCAGGAUCAUUGAAUAAUGUCACAAUUUUACUCAAUUGAUCUUGUGUUUUUCAUAUAAAAUCUGUGUUACAUUACAGAACUUCAGCCGUUAACCGGAACUUCUCU